Molecule: messenger RNA, 1302 nt
Organism: Nerophis lumbriciformis (worm pipefish)
Lineage: Eukaryota; Metazoa; Chordata; Actinopteri; Syngnathiformes; Syngnathidae
Source: RefSeq, a predicted model, not a curated record
AUGUUAAGUGUGGACGCUUUGCAAGUAGCAGAAGAGGAGGUGGUUGAUUCCAGCUCGAAUAAACUAGGCGACAUUUACACUUUUGUUGCCAAGGGAUGCUUCCCUCAGUCGAUGAAUCCCCUAAGGAAGAAGAAUCUCAAAAGAUACGCACAGAAAUUCAUCAUCGACGAUGACAAGCUAUAUUAUGUUGGACCAAAAAAAGAAGAAAAAAGAGAGGUUGUCAUUGAGGCUGAGCGAAAGAGGCAAAUUUUUCUCGACUGUCACUUUAAUGACAUUGGACAUCAUUUGGGUCAGAAGAAGACCGUCCACCGAAUUCAAAGCAAGUACUACUGGCUGGGCAUCAUCAAGGAUGUGGUGGACUGGAUUAAAGUAUGCGAGACAUGUCAGCAUGCAGAGAGGAAUAAAAAUCUGGCAAGAACUGUCCGACCCAUCAAAGUUGAUGCACCAUGGGAUAUAGUCGGAAUUGACUUCAUAGGGCCUUUCCCAGAGACCCAGCAAUGCAACACACAUGCUGCAGUUCUCAUUGAUUACUUUAGUAAAUGGCCCGAGGCCUUUCCUGUGCAGAAGAUGGAUGCUAUCUCUGUAGCAAGGUGUAUUUCGAAAUGUAUGUCCAGGUUUGGUGCCCCUAAAACCAUUGUAUGCACACAGGGCCCAGACUUCUGUGAUGAGGUUACAAAUCUGCUGAGCAACAGAUGGGGCAUCUUGCAGAAAGUCUCUCCUCUGGCUCAGCCUCAACUUAACCCACUACACGACUGCACCAGUCCAUUGCUGAAGGAGGCCAUUGAGCAGAUGGUGACGGAAAAGCAGACAGACUGGGAUGAUUUUCUGGACCCUGUCCUGUUUCUCUUUAGAACAUCCAUAAACCCCACAACCAAGUUCACUCCUUAUUCUCUCAUGUUCAACCGGAAAGUUAACACCCUAAACCAGGCUAUACAUGACCCACUUGGAUAUGAUGAUCAUGAACAAGAAGUGUAUCCUGUCAAAGAGAAGGCUUCUACAUACAUGACUAUUAUGCAGGAACAGCAGAACACAGUUAAGCAGCUGGUGAUAGCCAAUAUGAAAGCAGCCUACAAACAGGAGCAGAAGAGCAUGAAAAGAAAAGCACACAACAAUCCCUCAAUGACUUUAAAAACAUCAACGCCACUCUUUUGUGAUGGAGAUGCCUCUUCCUCGAAAAAACUAAAAGAAGAAGGUUUAUAUUUGACUUUGCCUGUGGAGACGGUGCUGGCCACCGAGCAAAGCAGCACAGAAGUUCUAAAAACUGAGUUAACAUAUCAUUUGGCUGAGUCUGAUGGACACUGA